AAUUUGUGUUCCUCUUUAUUUGCUUCGAUCUGUGUUGAUUUCGUCCCGAUGAUAUUUCUCCGUGUUUCGUUGGUUCUCAUCAUGGAAUUUCUCUGCCAUUGAUCGUAAAUUAUAGUUAGUCUUUGAAUUUCGUGGAUUUUCUCUCCUCAUGUCUCUCGGAAAUUGUUUUUGGAAACUAUGAUUAGAGACCCAGCUUCAUCGUAAUGCCAAUGAAGGAUGUAUGCUUUUGACGUCGGUAAACAUCGUGGGAAUCGAUCAAAACGACAUCUCAUUUGCCACUCAUAUGCUGUUCUUGGGUCCUGUUUCUUCUCGCAUUAGUGGCCUCACCUUGAAAUUUCAUCAGUCAUGGUUUCCAUCAUGGUUCAUGAUGGGACCGUGUCUUCGCCGGUAAGAAGGUCCCAAUCUAUGAGGAAGCAGUAUGAGUUGGGUAGCUGUUCGACGCUUGUCCAAAGGCAUCGGUUCCUCCUAACGGCUCUGGUUCUAUUGGUGUUCCUCUGUACCAUUUAUCUCUAUUUCGCCAUAACCAUAGGCUCUAGGCACUCAUGUACUGGAUUGACCGGAAAAGACAAGGCAAUUUGUCAACUUGAGCAUGCCCGUUCCAGUGUCUCCAAUGGGAAACUGAAAUUCUUGUAAGAAUGGCAAUGGAGGCUGUAACCAUUGUUCUUUGAGCCAACCAUUCUUUCUCUGUAUACAUGUGUGUAUGUGUUGGAAUGAUGAAAUCAAAUCAUGCCCAGGAGCGUUCAAUUC
Messenger RNA from Tarenaya hassleriana, 747 nucleotides. RefSeq lists its product as uncharacterized. Bases 346 to 633 code for a protein of 95 amino acids. NCBI's taxonomy places the organism in Eukaryota, Viridiplantae, Streptophyta, Magnoliopsida, Brassicales, Cleomaceae. The record is from RefSeq and is a predicted model, not a curated record. The transcript has 2 exons.